Linnemannia hyalina is the source of this 2835-nucleotide messenger RNA. NCBI's taxonomy places the organism in Eukaryota, Fungi, Mortierellomycota, Mortierellomycetes, Mortierellales, Mortierellaceae. The record is from the annotation of a GenBank genome assembly.
AUGACUCCCUCAACACCACCACCACCACCAGCACUCCCAGACACAACAACACUCUCGCCAUCACUUCAACAACUACAAGCAACCACUCCACCAACAGCGUCACUCUCCUCCCUCCCGCCAGAAUGUCUCGAACACAUCUUAGCCUACCACCGGUCAGACUUGACCCUCCUCCACGCCCUCCUCCUCGUCAACAGGACCUUCUUCCACCUCACCAUCCCGCUCCUCUACCAAUCCCCCUUCUUGCUCAUCAAGGCCUCGGAUCGGGACAGGUUGCCCUAUGAGAAAUUUAAGCGACAGGUGAAGCUGCUUUGGUUGCUGCUGAGUUCUGUACAUCAUUUGCCGUGGGUUAGGCAGGAGUUGCCGCCGUUUGCAGAGGAGUUUCCUGUGUUGUGGAACCCUGCAUUGGAGGAGGGGCAGGUUUUGGCGUUGCUUGGUCGUCGUGAUGGUAGGAGUAGCAGUACCAUGAGUCAGGAGUCGAAUUCGACAGGAUCGGACGGAACGAGACGACAGGACGACGGGAAGAAGAAGAAGGAAAGAGGACAAGAGUCUGUGCGGUUCCUGACAGUUGACUAUUUGAACUAUUACACACACCACAAUCACACCUCGAUCUCGGAUGCCUUACCAACACUAUUCCCGUCGUUGAUCUGUUAUCAUAUGGACCAGUGGUCGUCUUCAAAGGACAUGAUCCGAAUCCGAGCGACGGUCGAGCGGGCGCUGUUGAUGCAUCGGCCAGAGGGGAUUGUGUCGCUUGCGGUUCCAAUUACGAGAGUCAAGGCUGUUCAGGAGGCGGUUGCUGCUGCGGUUGCUGAGAAGGAGUCCUCGGGAGCAGGGGUACUGGUAAUGAAUGGAAGGAGUGGGGUGGGGUUGAGGCGGUUGAGGAGGGUAGAGUUUUAUGAUAUCCGACAAGAGUUCUCGGUCGAGGAUGUGCUCGCCUUUCUAGAUUCCUUGCGCAGACCCCCGUCAUCCCCCUCUGUCUCUGGAACAGGGAAAGGAGCAGGCACAGGAGCAGGAACGAUGCUACUGACAGAGAUCAAGAUCGGAGGCCCCAGCGACUAUGGCCAAAUCGCCAAACGAGGCCUCUACACCAUCCUCCAACACCUUUCCUCAACCCUCAAGAUCAUUGACCUGACAGACUGGCGUGGGGCCGUCAUGGAUCUGGACCAGAUUCCCACCGAAGCGGUGGAGCUGUUACAUUUGAGAUUGGAUCGGAUGGUUGUUGAAAGUACGGGUCCCAAGGUUGUGGAGGGGUGGUUGAAGAGGGCCAGGAAGUUGAGGGAUUUGCAGAUUUGUAUUGGGCCUGGGCAUGGGGGACUGUUUCGGUGGGCUGUCGAGAGGAGGCGAAGGAGGGAGAGUGCUGCGCUCUUGCAGGCAAGUCGUGACGCUGGUGGGGAGGAGGAGGAGAGGGAGCAGCAGCAAAGGGAUUUUGUGUGCAAGAUUGAUAGGGAGGAGGGGAGGAGUCCUAGUAGUGGCGAGGACGGCAUUGAUGACUCCACCGGCGAUGACGACGACGAUGACGAUGACGAUGACGACGACGAUGACGACGAAGAACCCUAUUUGACGACACGAGGCGGGAGCCCGACAGGAAUGAGCUGGGUUGAUCAGAGCAACAGGAGCAACAACGGGGACGAAGGAGGGUUGCGAAAGCUGAGUCUUGCAGGAGAAACACCCGCAGUGUUGUGGGGACUCCUUGGCGCGACGACGGCGUUCUGUGAUCGACUCGAGGUUCUAGCAGCCAGCUCUUGGAAGCAGCCUCCUUGUGCUACUACCGAGACUCGUCCCACUCCAGGACAAGGAUCCGGUCUGGUCGAGCAUGGUGGACACGAGCACGAACACCACAGUCACGGACACGGAUCGACACCAAGCCCAGCAACACCUCAUCUUUACUGGUCGGCGAUGAUGACCCGCCUCGUCCAUCUAGACCUCAAGGGGGAAAUCGCAUCUGUCUCCUUCGACAUGCGAUCCCUCGCCCAAGCUCCUUUCCUCCAACGGCUCAAACUGGACACUUACAAGUCUGAUAUCGAACCUGCUUUGACGAGGGUUCCGGAGAUGUUGGAUUCGGUGAGUGGAACGGUGUGUGAGUUGGAGUUGGUAGGGCCUUGGUUUGUGACUGAUGCGGAUUUGGAGAGGAUGGCGGCGGUAUUACCGAGACUGAGGAGGUUGACGCUUUCGCAUUGUAAGACGCGUUUGGAGGGUGGUGAGGAUGGGGAGGAUGAGGAAGAGGAAGGGGAGGUGGUAAUGAAGUCGACUGCUUCGAGGUUGCCGGAUUAUCUGUUGGCGGCGAUGCCAAUGCAGCAGGACAUCACCAGUCCUCCGACACCUGUAUCUUCUCGGACCCGGUCGCACAUUUCUGGAAAUCAACCACAACACACUCAACAACACCAGUCGGCCUCUGCUUCUUCGUCACGGGCGGCGCAACCCUCAACAUCUUCAUCAUCACCAUCACCAUCUGCAGCUCCUGAUCCUAAUUCCAGGUAUCUUUCCGCAAGAGGACUCGUUCAUGCAGUAGAGCAAAUGACAGACUUGCACUAUCUCCACAUCGGGAUCUUGGUCACCAGCAAGCCGCAUCCUCCUUUCGCGACAGACUCGUCCUCUUCCUCCUCCUCCUCCUCGGGCACGGCGAUGUCGCCCUGGGAUAUGCUGGCUGCCGCCGCUGCUUCUGGAUCUGGAAGGAAAGGGAACGUGGAAACCGAAGACGAUAGCAAUUUGGAGGAAGAGGAAGAGGAAGGAUUGUGCCUGGAUGAAAAGUCGCUGUUGAGAGCGUUUGGUGCCCAGAAGGGGUCUGAGAGUCGUGCUUUCCCUCUGGAGGUCGAGGUUCAAGAGUGUCGUACCUUUUAG